AUGGCGAUGACACGUCUUCUCCCAAAGGGCAUAUACACACCAUUGCCAACCUUUUUCCACGAUGACGAGGAGUUGGACCUAGACGCUCUGGCAAAACAUGUCAAGUACACGGCUCUCGCCGGCACCAUUCCAGUCGUCUGCGGUUCAGCGGGCGAGGCCGCGCAUCUGUCGGCAGACGAGCGCACGCAGAUUAUCCAGACGACGCGGUCCGCCCUGGACGCCUGCGGUCUGGAGCAAGUCCCCAUUGUAGCCGGCGUGGGCGCGCCGAGCACGCGCGAGACCAUAUACCUGGCCAAGAGGGCGCAGGAGGCCGGGGCCGAUCACGUCAUGGUGAUACCUCCGGGCUACUACGCGGGCGCGCUCCAGAGCAACGGCGGCGAGGCGCUGCGACAGUUCUUUGUCGACGUGGCCGAGAAGAGUCCUCUGCCCGUCAUUGUGUACAACUUCCCUGGGGUCUCGGCCGGGAUCGAUCUGGAUAGUGAUCUCAUUCUUGAUGUGUUGCGACAGGCGCCGAAUGUCGUGGGUGUCAAGCUGACCUGCGCGUCUGUUGGCAAGAUCACACGUAUCAAUGCCGUGACCAGCUCUGAAAGCUUCAAGUCACGAUACCCAAGAAUAAACCCACAUGCGGAAUUUAGAAUCAUUGAUGGUUACAUUGACAUUCUGCUGCCAUCAAUCUCGAGUGGUGCUGCCGGUGCGAUAUCUGGACUUCCCAACUUGGUUCCUCGAACCUGUGUGCGUUUAUGGGAACUUGCCAAUUACCCAUCUAACACACCCGAGUACAAGGAGGCACAGAGGCUACAGAAUGACCUAGCACUCGUCGACGGCUUCAUGCAAAAGAUUGGCUUUGCUGGAAUGAAGAUGCUCCUCCAUAAACAGUUUGGCUACGGUCGCCUGCCGCGCCGACCUUUACUUCCAAGCAGUGAGGAGAGCGCUGCUUCAUGGUUCAUGAAUCCUUUACUAUUAAACGUUUUGAUGGAGGAACAAAAGUAUGCUGCGAUAUGA
Pestalotiopsis fici W106-1 is the source of this 1002-nucleotide messenger RNA. RefSeq lists its product as uncharacterized. The transcript has 5 exons. NCBI's taxonomy places the organism in Eukaryota, Fungi, Ascomycota, Sordariomycetes, Amphisphaeriales, Sporocadaceae. The record is from RefSeq and is a predicted model, not a curated record. Gene Ontology annotation, molecular function: 4-hydroxy-tetrahydrodipicolinate synthase activity. The coding region runs from base 1 to 1002 and encodes 333 amino acids.